AUGCCAGUAUUGGUUUUGGAACAAAACGAAAACGAUUUGCUCGAGUUUGAGACCAAAAUUGAUAAACUACUGCUGAUCGUUAAAUUAUGUUCAAUUAUGGUAGAAAUUGGUAAAUCAUUCAUCAAAGCUAAAAGUAACUUCAUUAACGGCAUUUGGGAUCUAUUGGUCUACUUUAAAGACGACCCAUUGAUUAUAAGUAGCCUAAACCGGAUCGUCCACACGUUGACUGAGCUGUUGAAAUAUGACACAAUACUUAUUGAUCAGGCGAAUCGUGCGGUCGGCAAAAAUAUGUCCACAUUCUUAAGGGAUGACAUCCAUAAAGCAAAGGACACGAAAAGGCAUUUCGACAAAAUGAGCGAUGAAUACGACUCUAUGCUUAACAGACACUCACAGAUUCCCCGCAAUAAAGCCAACGAGUGUGAAGAGGUGUCCAAUCUCUUGACGGCCACCCGUUCCUGCUUUCAACACUUGACUCUCGAUUACGUCACACAACUCUCUGUUCUCAAGAAUAAAAAACGUCACGAAGUACUCGAUUCGGUGAAAUCAAAUUAA
Messenger RNA from Medioppia subpectinata, 552 nucleotides. The record is from the annotation of a GenBank genome assembly. NCBI's taxonomy places the organism in Eukaryota, Metazoa, Arthropoda, Arachnida, Sarcoptiformes, Oppiidae.